Dibothriocephalus latus is the source of this 432-nucleotide messenger RNA. Lineage: Eukaryota; Metazoa; Platyhelminthes; Cestoda; Diphyllobothriidea; Diphyllobothriidae. The record is from the annotation of a GenBank genome assembly.
AUGACAAUCGACUCUCAGAGUUUGCACGAAACUCUACAGGAAUGGGACGCUCAAUUGGAACGGCAACAGCAGAGGCCUCUGUACCAGCGGGCACGCACCUGGUCCAGACGGACUCACCGGCGGCCGGAGACCCGUCUGGACUACAACAGUUCCAUGCUCUUCCUCUCUAAGCUGGUAGCCGUUUUGAAUAAACCCAAAGUGGACGGCACUCAAAUGCGCGGAGGUCAGUACGCACGAGUGUCGAGGGCCCUCAAGAGCGUCGGAGACAAGAACUACAGUGACAACAACAACAACAACAGCUAUCACAAUCGACGGCAAACGCGAUCAGUACAGCCCUUUAUCUAUAAUCCCCCGGCGGCCGCCAGUUUUUCCGUCCGCCUGAUCGACAGGUGCUCCCUCGAGGCCGACCCCAGUACUGAGGGACAGAGCACG